Messenger RNA from Amorphotheca resinae ATCC 22711, 4193 nucleotides. RefSeq lists its product as hypothetical. The record is from RefSeq and is a predicted model, not a curated record. The transcript has 3 exons. NCBI's taxonomy places the organism in Eukaryota, Fungi, Ascomycota, Leotiomycetes, Helotiales, Amorphothecaceae. The coding region runs from base 162 to 4022 and encodes 1286 amino acids. Gene Ontology annotation, cellular component: nucleus. Gene Ontology annotation, molecular function: DNA binding; ATP binding; ATP hydrolysis activity.
GGGACUUGUUCACUUUUGCUCAAGAGGAUUCAUUCGUAAUAUCAUUAGCGGUCUACGACCAGCUUGACUCAGAAAACCACAACCUUCGGCAUGAUUACCCCAAGUUCGAAAUCGCAGAACGCGUGAAACUACGCGUUCUGCCACAUAUAUUUCACUUCCGAAUGGCUGUACUGGUUAGCAAAACCAUGGGGGCGAUGAAUGAGACACACAAACCUGUGUACCCUCUCUUCGAAAAGCCUUCAAAAUCAGUCCAACCACAGUCAAAGAAUGGCGUCUCUCCUAUUGAACAAACAAACCCCGAGGUUCUUUCCCAACCCGACCUGCCCUCGAAGAAGGCCACGAGUGGAGGAAACGAGAAGACGAGGAAGGCCGCGAUAGCGGAAACUUCAAACCCUGCGGUAUUAUCGAAGUCAUCCGCCAUUAGCCAUCCGGACACAGAGAAUACAGGAUUUCUCGAAGUCGAUCCGAACCAUGCCCGACGGAAACGACGGAAAACUGCUUCUCCCGAAAGCAAAGAGCUACCGGAAGGCGAUGAAGAGAGGACGCGUGUUUCGAGCCCGAUUUCCUCACCUACUGCUAAGCCACCAAAUAAUGUCGCAUCAGAAAUAGAGCAGGUUCCUGAGAUUUGCACAAAGAGCCCGCCGAAUGUAGUUGCUAUCUCAACAGCAACAUCAGAUGAACCGGGGCAAGGUGGAGAUGGUGGCACUGCAUCCAGCUCCAAAGACGGAUCAAAUGUCAUCAAUACUUUGCCACGCGCUGAACAAAGCAAGCCGAAGAAGAUAUUGCGUUUUAAUCCAAAGACUGGCACUAUCGGGUCACCUCCUUCCAAGAAAAGGAGCUCACUGAUUGAAGAUGCCAGUAAGCCAACUCAAUCACGUCGUGGGAAACAACCUAAGUCGAGAAUUGUGACAAUCUACUAUGGUCAUGAUAGGGACCUACCCCCGGAAGUCGGGCUGAAAAUCGCCCAAAUACUUCAGGGUAACAAAGUGGCCGCUUCAUGUGCGAAGAAUAUCUCCAUUCUUGAUUACGAACAGCCAAAGAGCAUGAAGGUUAUUGGCACAAAUCCAGCCGUACCCCCACAUCCCUUUUUCCUGGGUAAAGCAGCCAUGAAACCCCCAGUCGUACAGAAGGCCGUUCAGUCGUCUCCAAACGUAGAGAUCGAACGACCAAAAGAAUCCAAGACCAUAAGUCUUGCAAGAACGGGAUCUCCAAAAAGGUCCUCCUCUUCGAAACCGACUUCAUCUGCGUUUACUGGUUUUGCUGGGUUCGGGAAUACUGCCAAAAUCUUGAAGUUCCCAGGUGCGAUUGAACCAGCUUGGCCAUGGAAAGGAAUGACCCACAUCCGUGGGAAUGAUGAAACUCUACACACCAUGCAUUUACCAAUCAACGGAUUCUCAGGUUUGCCGUCCAGAACGAGAAAGUCGAAAUACCAAGCGGUGGAAGUAUUGGCCAACGAGGACGUGAUCGGAUUGUUGGCCACUGAGCUGUGCAUGGGUCAGAUAGUGAAGAGCAUCAAAGAUAUCAAUAUUGAUGAACACCCUCCACUCCCCUCUUGCCUCCGAACCCCAGUCAAACGUUUUGAAGCGGGUCCGAAACUUCAGGAACGCGUACGAAAGGAACUGGUCACUCCAUUACCACCUGCGAAUGCCGCAAAAGAUGAUAGCUCCAGCGAGGAUGAAAUCCAGGGAAAUAUCUCUAGGCGUGUACGUUCUCAUCCAGCGCUGACAAAGAUCUACAACGCAAUCGCUACUUCAUUAUCCGCUUUCGAUCAAUCUCGAUGCGAAUCUCAAACAUGGAUUCACAAGUAUGCGCCCGGGGCUGCGGCAGAGGUCUUACAGACUGGUCGGGAGGCGGAGAUAUUGAAAGAGUGGCUGCAAAAACUGACUGUGAUGUCUGUCGAAACAAGCUCGGGUGAUGGUUCUAACAGUCGUGGUUCACCUGUUCCACGACGACCAGCAGGUUCAAAGCCUGAUCCCUCCACAAAAAGAAAACGGAAAGCAAAGAAAUUAGACGGCUUUGUGGUGUCAAGCGAUGAAGAGGACAACGAUAUGGAUGAGAUAUCAGAGCCUGAGGAAGAUGCAUUUCUUUCUGGAAGUCAAGGACCACUGAAAAGAACCGUCGUUAGGGUUGGAGAUGCAUCUGCCAAAGGAUCUACCCGGCUCACCAAUGCAGUCGUUCUGAGUGGACCUCAUGGAUGUGGUAAAACCGCGGCAGUAUAUGCGGUGGCUAAAGAACUCGGUUUCGAGGUUUUCGAAAUCAAUUCUAGCAGCAGGCGGAGUGGAAAAGACAUCCUCGAGAAAGUUGGCGAUAUGACUCGUAAUCACCUCGUCCAGAUAUCGCAAAAUCAGGCACCAACAGAGGCAGUUGAUGAGGAUGCCAAACGCAUCUCAGAUGCCCUAGAGAAUGAUCUCAAAAGUGGCCGGCAAGGGACAAUGAACUCGUUCUUCAAGCCGAGAGGAUCCACGAAAGCUAUAUCUAAACCAAAGAAACCGGAUACCACCGCGAAGGAAACCAAAGCCGGCAAGUCCAACGUUCCUCCAAAAGCUCAUCCCAAACAACAGAAGCAAUCGUUGAUCUUGUUCGAAGAAGUCGACGUACUUUACGAGGAGGAUAAACAAUUCUGGGCUACAGUUAUGACUAUGAUUAUUCAGUCCAAACGGCCAAUCGUCAUGACCUGCACUGACGAAUCUUCGGUGCCACUCUCGUCUCUCUCGCUGCACGCCAUCCUCCGUUUCACAAGUCCGCCUAUUGAUCUUGCUACCGACUACAUGCUCUUGGUAGCUGCCAAUGAGGGUCAUGUUAUUCGCCGUGAUGCUGUGAAGUCUUUAUAUGAGAGUCGGCAUCUGGAUCUACGAGCUUCGUUGAUGGAACUCAAUUUCUGGUGUCAAUUUGCCGUCGGAGACUUCAGAGGUGGAUUGGAUUGGUUUUAUUCUCGUUGGCCUUCUGGCAGUGAUGUUGAUGAGCAUGGAAAUACAAUUCGUGUGGUCAGCGAGGAUACAUAUCAGACGGGCAUGGGCUGGCUAUCUCAGGAUUUUCUUGAGAGCCAUUUGCCCUAUCUGGAUAUUGAGGAAGAGACUCUACAUGAAGCCUGGGAUGGGUGGCAACUGGAUGUCGGGGAUUGGCAGAAAACUCUUGAUAUACCUACAUGGGCUCGCAAAACGCAAUCUCUGUCAAAGGGAAAAAGAGACGAUCUGGCUGCAUUGAGCAUCUAUGCCGAUUUUUCUGAUGAAAUGAGUGCCGCCGACUUGUGUUCCAGCGGGGCAUUUGCGUCAGAUAGCAAGACUCCGCUUGAUGUCAACCCGCCAGAACUAUCCCCCAAAGCCCGAGAAGACUAUAUACUUUCCCAUGAGGUCCUCGAAGCCGCUCCAGUAGUCAGGUUCGAGAACCUUGGCAAAGAUAUUUCCUUGUGGAUGAGGUCCCGAGCCAGGAAAUACCUCCAAGUUGAUCAGCACAUCAAGCACGGCCUCGAAAUCCCAACGGAGCUUGACCGUCCGUCUGAAGCAAGAGUAAUCGAACUCAUCAGAAACCAAUCUUCCUCUCCCGAAUCUUCUCUAUCUCGCAAAGAUUUCAGCCUGGCGUUCGACCCCAUCUCUGAACCGGAGAAAUCAUCGUUAAACACCACCGGCACAUUAGAAGCAUCCGUGUUUGACCGGACCAUGGAAAUCAUCGCUACCGACAUGGCUCCUUACGUGAGAUCUAUCGUCGCAUAUGAUGUGCGACUGCAACAGGAUCGAGCGCGGCUAAGUAAUUUGCUUAGCGAGGGUGGAAGGAGGGGAAAGAGGAUGAGGACUACAAGGUCUGCUAUGUCGGCACUGGAGGGCGGGGCAAGAAGCACGACGCGGAGAGAUAGGUACUUUGGGCCGGGUUUGAAUCCGCACUUUGUUCUGCAUACCGGAAUGCAGAGCUGGACUGAUGCCGCACUGGCUGAGACAAAAGGUGCGGGCAGUAAGGCCGGGAGAGAUGUGAGCACGGAAGGUAAAGAGACUGACACCGGAGUGGAUGAGUUGAUGGGAAGUAGCUAGUGAGGGACAAAAAUCGAGCAUCUCUUGAGCAUCAUCUCGCGAAGGGGAAGAUACCCCACGUUCCAAUUAUGCGAACAGAAGUUGCCAUUACUAAAAGACAUAAAUCUCAGACUCGGAGCAUGAAGCUCACAGCAUAGUAUGAAAUCAAUCACGAUCUUUGCUUUUACCCGC